Messenger RNA from Oncorhynchus tshawytscha (Chinook salmon), 3028 nucleotides. RefSeq names its product solute carrier family 26 member 9. Bases 135 to 2447 code for a protein of 770 amino acids. NCBI's taxonomy places the organism in Eukaryota, Metazoa, Chordata, Actinopteri, Salmoniformes, Salmonidae. The record is from RefSeq and is a predicted model, not a curated record. Gene Ontology annotation, cellular component: membrane. Gene Ontology annotation, molecular function: bicarbonate transmembrane transporter activity; chloride transmembrane transporter activity; oxalate transmembrane transporter activity. The transcript is spliced from 21 exons. Gene Ontology annotation, biological process: transmembrane transport.
AAACAAAUAAUGAAUCUUUUCUGGGGUGUGAAAACUCAAACCAGUGCCAUCCGAUGGUUUACUCUGACAGUACGCUGCAUGGAUACUAGCGUCAAUUCUUGGCCUGUCUAACUAUCCUCUGAUUGGCUGAAACCAUGCAACAAGAGAGCCCACGCUAUGUGAUCAACAGGCCAGCCUACUCCCUCCCAGACUUUGAUGGGGAGUUUGACAAGAAGAAACGGGCCUUCCCCAUAGGAGAGAAAGUGAAGAAAUGCUUCAGGUGCUCUGGGUCUCGACUCAAGUCCCUGCUGUUCAGACACCUGCCUAUCCUGAGCUGGCUGCCCAAGUACAAGGUGAAGGAGAACCUGCUGUGUGAUGUCAUUAGCGGGGUCAGCGCAGGCACCAUUCAGGUUCCUCAGGGCAUGGCGUUUGCUCUGCUGGCUAACCUGCCUCCUGUCAAUGGCCUCUACUCCUCCUUCUUUCCUCUCAUCCCCUACUUCUUCAUGGGCACUGCUCACCAAAUGGUCCCAGGUACUUUUGCUGUGCUCAGUAUCAUGGUGGGAAUGGUGUGUCUGAGUCUGGCCCCUGAGUCUGACUUCAGCCACUUCAAUGCCACCCUCAAUGCUACACUAGUGGAUGAGGACAGGAUGAACGAGGUUCGACUGGGCAUCUCUGGAACACUGGCCUGUCUCACUGCCGUCAUCCAGAUGGGCCUGGGCCUAAUGCAGUUUGGCUUUGUGGCCAUCUACUUGUCUGAGUCGUUCAUCAGGGGCUUCAUGACGGCUGCAGGACUGCAGAUCCUCAUCUCUGUACUGAAGUACAUCUUUGGUAUUAAAGUACCUCCCUACAGUGGACCACUUGCCACCAUAUAUACUCUAAAAGAUAUUUUUUAUGGCCUGCCUGACACCAACAUAGCCUCGCUGGUCUUUGCUCUGGUCAGUAGUGUGGUACUCAUCACAGUGAAGGAGCUGAGUGCACACUUUCGUCACAAACUGCCUUUCCCCAUCCCCAUGGAGAUCAUUGUUGUGGUAGUGGCCACAGCCAUAUCAGGUCCCCUGGACCUGCCUGAGAAGUAUCACAUGGACAUAGUGGGAGAAAUUCCCCUAGGAUUUCCUGCUCCGAUCCUCCCAACAGUGAUUCAGUGGGAUGACAUGCUGAGCACAGCCUUCUCCCUGGCUAUCGUGGGCUAUGUGAUCAACCUGGCUAUGGGCAGGACACUGGCAGCAAAGCAUGGCUACGAUGUGGAUCCCAACCAGGAGAUGUUGGCUCUGGGCUGCAGUAACUUCUUGGGGUCUUUCUUCAAGAUCCAUGUGAUCUGCUGUGCUCUGUCUGUCACCUUGGCGGUAGACAAUGCUGGGGGAACAUCACAGUUUGCCAGUCUGUGUGUGAUGCUGGUGGUCAUGGUCACCAUGCUGGCCUUGGGGGCUUUCCUCAAACCACUACCAAAGUCUGUGCUGGGAGCCCUGAUAGCGAUCAACCUGAAGAACACUCUGCUGCAACUCUCUGACCCAUAUUACCUCUGGAAGAAGAGCAAACUGGACUGUUGUGUGUGGGUGGUGUCCUUUUUAGCCACCUUCUUCCUGAGUUUGCCUUAUGGAGUUGCCAUUGGAGUCAGCUUCUCCGUCCUCGUGGUUAUUUUCCAGACCCAGUUUCGAAAUGGUUCAGAGAUGGCUCAGAUCAUGGACACAGAUCUCUACAAAAAUCCAAAGAUUUACAGCAAGGUGAAAUGUGUAGAGGGGGUGAAAAUAGUGAACUACUGCUCCCCUCUCUAUUUUGCCAAUGCAGAGAUAUUCAGACAAAAAGUCAUCAAAAAGACUGGAUUGGACCCAAGUAAACUUCUCUUAGCCAGGAAGAAGUUUCUGAAGAAGCAGCAGAAGGAGUUAGAAGGGCAAAACAAGAAGACCAAGAAGAAGAAGCCCUGCUCUUUGGUAACCAUGAAGUCUCAGACCAUAUCACAGAUAGAGCUUCAGAAUGACUUUGACAUUGGUGACAGCAAUCCUUACCCGCCACCAUCACCAACCAACUAUGUCAACUUCCACUGUAGUGACAUUGAGCUGGGCGAGCAGCCUCCUGACCCAGACCAACCAAGUUCCUCCCCUGUUACCCUGGACUCUCAACCCAGGCCCUUCCACACCCUCAUCCUGGACCUGGCAGGGGUCUGCUUCAUAGACCUCAUGGGAAUCAAAGUACUCAUCAAGAUGAACUCAUGCUAUGAGAUGCUGGGGAUCAAGCUUUACUUGGCCAAUGUUCAAGCACAGGUGUACGAGGAGCUGGAGGGGGGAGGGGUGUUUGAGGAGGGCAAUAUCGCCCAAGGUCACCUCUUCCUCUCCGUCCAUGACGCCAUCCUCUGUGCCCAACAGAGGUCAAGAAACACCGAAACCUCUGAAAAGACAGAGAAAGAGAGGAAGGAGCUGGUCCUCUAUAUUCAGGAGGAUGAGGAGAGGGAUCUGGAGCAGGAACUGUUUUGAACAUGGGAUUUUUUACUACUGAAUGUAUGGAGAGUGUAUGAAAUGAAUGAAGAUUGAGGAAAAUGUUCAUUUAGGUUGAUAAUAAACAAAACAAAAAAGUGUUGUCUGAACGGUCCAUUUCUGCAUCUCAACGAUUGUGUGUUGUGCAAAUAGUUCUUAGAUGAUCUAAAAAAUCAUGAUAAUAAACACGUGACAGUCUAUACUGUAAAAAAAAUAUCUGUAGUGACUGAACAGCUGGUCUCACUAUUCAGGUUUCCAUCCAACCUUUUUCAUGUGAGUAAAAGCGCACGUUAGAUAAAAACAUGUCAUGAUAUGCCCAAUGGAAACUUUCCAAAUGUCGACAAAAAACAAAAUACUCUAGACAAGGUGGGAUAUUAAUUAUGCAAGAAAUGCUGGUGGAAACGCUUUUAUGUGCAAAUGUUUAUCUAAUAACCAUCACAUGGAAGUAAACUUGGAGUCACGCAAUGACAUGUGUGGUCCUCCCACUGUGACUUGUCUGGAAAGCAGGCAGUGUAUUAGGCUACAGAUGAAAUAAGUUAUGAACUUCACAAGGUGGGGAAAGUGAAAGGUGAUGAGCUUGA